Messenger RNA from Aedes aegypti (yellow fever mosquito), 1891 nucleotides. RefSeq lists its product as uncharacterized. The coding region runs from base 128 to 1603 and encodes 491 amino acids. The record is from RefSeq and is a predicted model, not a curated record. NCBI's taxonomy places the organism in Eukaryota, Metazoa, Arthropoda, Insecta, Diptera, Culicidae. The transcript is spliced from 6 exons.
UCCGCACUCCUGGUAACACUGGCCGCAUAAAUGUCAGAUAAUCAAAAGGCAAUUCAACACACACUAUUUUCUUCCUUGCGCCUCUAAAAACGGUUUUAACAUAGUUAAACUGCGUUUUCAGUUAAAGAUGGAUCCUAAUUCUGUAGCUGUUCCCCACUACUGCGUAGUAAAAACUUACGAAGCAGGGCGUCCCGUGUUAACAACGGUGCCGAGUGGGUGGAUCAGCGGCAAGUAUUUGCACUGGCCCCCAAAAAAAGUGGAAUCGUUGAGGAGAGACGUCAGGUCUCAGCCAGGAGCUACAUGGUCUAAAAUGGCCUGCAAAAUAAAAAGAAGGUACAUCCCGACUUUCAAUGCGGCAGAGCAGGAGUUGGCAGAAAUGUCCGGCGUUACAACAGAUUCCGAUGUCGGAGGACCACCUGCCGUCAAGAAAAUGCGGAAAAAAGCGUCGGAAUAUGGAACUUCGUCCGGAAUGGAUUUUAACUCUCAUUUCAAAUCGAAAGAUGCUGCGGCCGAUUCUGCAACAAGUCAAGGACCGUCAGUUAAAAAUCCGAUUGUGCCGGAGGUGAUCCUUAUCGAGCCUCGAUCAUUAAACACUACAGUGCCACAAACCUUUACGAUCCCAUGGCCUGAAAAUCCAUUGGAUCUUGCCUCACAAGCUGUGGAACCGACCAACAAUGCAUCAAACAUUGUAACAAGUGUGGUCAAUUUGGAACAGGCAUCUAUUGAUCUCUCUAUAUUGAAAGAGGAAAUCUUUGAAAAAAUUGAGACUACGAAGCAUGAAAUUGUGAAUAGUGUGACACUAUUCAUCGAGGAAAUGAUGGCAAAAACGAUGGCAGCAAUGAGGAGUGACUUCGAGGCCAAAUUGGAACGAUUCCAGGAUUGUAAUCCUUCUAUGAAUGAAGUCAAGCUUGGUGCACAGCUCACGUUCCAUCCCGUGUCGUCAAUUGAAGAGCUUCAACAGCUUGAAACCGAUCUUGAAGAUGAGGAGUACGCUCGAAAGCUGAUGCGACACAUGAAACAAAUCAUCGGUACCACCGGCGACCAAUACAACGGCCAAAACGUGUGCUAUGAAUUGGUGGAUAAAUUUUUUGAUAGACAAUUCAUGACGCAAUGCUCAUGGACCGGCCAGAGCAGAACGGAUGUGCAGAAGCAUGCCAUUCAGAAUUUCAAAAAAACGCUCGAUGUAUUCUUUUCCAUCAUCAAGAGCGUUAAUGAGCAUUUCUCUCAAAAAGCCCUAAAUGAUUUCUUCAAAUCCAUUACGAGGAAUUCGAAAAAGAGGAGCGAAGCCAAGUUCUUAAGGCAGUCUGCUGUUAAGCGACGAGGGCGAAAAAAUACCAAUGUUUUGAACGCCAGUCAGAACCAACCAGAUUUCAUCGAUGCGAACCAGUUGGUUCUGAUCAAUAAUGCUGAUGCAAAUCAACCAAACCAAACCAUCGAGAGCAAUAGUACGACUAACCCAACCGUCAUUACAAUCGUUGGGCAGAAUGGGUCUGCUGACGUUCCAAAUGAAUUUGAUGAAUUUAAUCUACGCAUGAUGCAUGGUUUGAUGAGCAGCAAUGGUUCCGGUUCAAUCUCAGAAUCAGACAGUAGCUUCGAAAAUUGACAAUCAUUAUUGCCAAGCAGAGUUUUAUUUUAGUUUUGUUGCAUAUGUUUUGUUAGUACUGCUAGUGCAGAGUUUUCGGUUUUAUGAUUAGGACGAUAUUUUAACCAAUGAAUUGUAAAUCGUCGCUACUGUUACUGUUUGAUCAUAUUUUAUCAUAAUGACACUAUGGUGCAAUCUGUGAGCAUGCAGAUUGAUAAUUUACUUCGGUUGAAGUAUAAUUUGAGUUGCUCUGAUUAUAUGUUUAAGAUAUCAAUGAUCUUGGAAAAUAAAAAAAAUCUUUUUUUUUAA